UGCCAGCGUGGAAACCACGGCCUGGCGCGGGAGGCGGAAGUAGUGCCCGGGAGCGCCGGGCCACCGUCGGGCUGUGCUGGUCGCCCCUGCCAUGGACACGUCCCUGGAGAAGGUCUGCACGGUAGUAGACCCUACAUUAGCUGAAAUGGGAAAAAACUUGAAGGAGGCGAUGCAGAUGCUAGAGGACAGUCAGAGGAGAACAGAGGAAGAAAAUGAAAAGAAGCUCCCGUCAGGGGAUAUUCCAGGGCCACUCCAGGGCAGUGGACAAGAUAUGGUGAGCAUCCUCCAGUUAGUUCAGAACCUGAUGCACGGAGAUGAAGACGGGGAGCCCCAGAGUUCUCGAAUCCAGAAUAUUGGAGAGCAAGGUCACAUGGCUUUAUUGGGGCAUAGUCUGGGUGCUUAUAUUUCUACUCUGGACAAAGAGAAGCUGAGAAAACUUACAACUAGGAUACUUUCAGAUACCACCUUAUGGCUAUGCAGAAUUUUCAGGUAUGAAAAUGGCUGUGCUUAUUUCCACGAAGAUGAAAGAGAGGGACUUGCAAAGAUCUGUAGGCUUGCCAUUCAUUCUCGAUAUGAAGACUUCGUAGUGGAUGGAUUCAAUGUGUUAUAUAACAAAAAACCUGUUAUAUAUCUUAGUGCUGCUGCUAGACCUGGCCUGGGCCAGUACCUUUGUAAUCAGCUUAGCUUGCCUUUCCCCUGCUUGUGUCGUGUGCCCUGUAACACUAUGUUUGGAUCUCAGCAUCAGAUGGAUGUUGCCUUCCUGGAGAAAAUGAUUAAAGAUGACAUAGAACAAGGAAGACUGCCCCUGUUGCUUGUUGCAAAUGCUGGAACUGCAGCAGUAGGGCACACAGAUAAGAUUGGGCGUUUGAAAGAACUCUGUGAACAAUAUGGCAUGUGGCUUCACGUGGAAGGUGUGAAUCUGGCAACAUUGGCUCUAGGUUAUGUAUCCUCAUCGGUGCUGGCUGCAACCAAAUGUGACAGCAUGACGUUAACUCCUGGCCCAUGGCUAGGUUUGCCAGCUGUUCCUGCAGUUACACUUUACAAGCACGAUGAUCCUGCCUUGACUUUAGUUGCUGGCCUUACAUCAAACAAGCCAGCAGACAAACUCCGUGCCCUGCCACUAUGGCUGUCUUUACAAUACUUGGGUCUUGAUGGGGUUGUGGAAAGGAUAAAACAUGCCUGCCAACUGAGUCAACGGUUGCAAGAAAGUUUGAAAAAAGUGGACCACAUCAAAAUCUUGGUGGAAGAUGAGUUCAGCUCCCCGGUAGUGGUGUUCAAAUUUUUCCAGGAAUUACCAGGCUCAGAUCCAGGGCUUAACGCUGUACCAGCACCCAACAUGGCACCUUCAACAGUCAGCCAGGAGAGGCACUCCUGUGAUGCUCUGAAUCGCUGGCUGGGAGAACAGCUGAAGCAGCUGGUGCCGGCGAGCGGCCUCACUGUCAUGGACCUGGAAGCGGAGGGCUUGUGUUUGCGGUUCAGCCCUCUGAUGACAGCAGCAGCUUUAGGAACUCGGUGUGAGGAUGUGGAUCAGCUUGUCACCUGCAUAAAAAGCAAGCUGCCGGUUCUGACCUGUACGCUGCAGUUGAGAGAAGAGUUCAAGCAGGAAGUGGAAGGAACGUCAGGCCUCUUACACGUGGAUGACCCUAACUGGCCUGGAAUCGGGGUUGUCAGGUAUGAACAUGCUAAUGAUGAUAAAAGCAGUUUGAAAUCAGAUCCUGAAGGGGAAAAAAUCCAUGCUGGACUCCUGAAAAAGUUAAAUGAACUGGAAUCUGACCUUACGUUUAAAAUGGGCCCCGAGUAUAGAAGUAUGAAGAGCUGUAUUUACAUUGGCAUGGCCAGUGAUGACAUAGAUGUUUCCGAACUAGUGGAGACCAUUGCAGUCACAGCCCGAGAAAUUGAGGAAAACUCAAGGCUUCUGGAAAACAUGACUGAAAUUGUUAGGAAGGGAAUUCAGGAAGCUCAGGUUCAACUGCAGAAGGCAAAUGAGGAACGGCUUCUGGAAGAGGGAGUGUUACGGCAGAUCCCUGUAGUAGGAUCCGUGCUGAAUUGGUUUUCUCCAUUACAAGCUUCACAAAAGGGAAGAACUUUUAACUUAACAGCAGGCUCUCUGGAGUCCACAGAACAUACAUACGUCUCCAAAGUACAAGGCACAGGAGUGACACCGCCUCCAACCCCCUCAGGCACUCGCUCUAAACAAAGACUUCCAGGCCAGAAGCCUUUUAAAAAGUCGCUACGUGGCUCAGAUGCAAUGAGUGAGACAAGCUCAGUCAGUCACAUUGAAGACUUAGAAAAGAUGGAGCAACUGUCCACUGGGCCAGAGCAAGACACCCCAGAGGCCAACAGCCCUGAGCAGCACCCCGGGGCUCCCAGCCCUCAGGAAGCAGACCAGGCUGAGGCCCUCCAGGAGAAGGCCCAGCACCCAAAAGAUGACUGCCCACAGGCAGAAGAACUGGAGAGCUUAAGAUAAAAAUGAAGAAACCAGGGUUCCGAGAGUUAAGAUUUGCCCAACCUGUAAAUUCUCACCUCUAGUAUUUGCUUAUCGUCUUGCUGCAGCCAGAAAUCCACAUGUGGAAACGGCAUCCAGGAAU
Molecule: messenger RNA, 2588 nt
Organism: Loxodonta africana (African savanna elephant)
Lineage: Eukaryota; Metazoa; Chordata; Mammalia; Proboscidea; Elephantidae
Gene: PDXDC1
Product: pyridoxal dependent decarboxylase domain containing 1
Exons: 24
Coding region: 92-2467 (791 amino acids)
Biological process (GO): carboxylic acid metabolic process
Cellular component (GO): intracellular membrane-bounded organelle
Molecular function (GO): carbon-carbon lyase activity; pyridoxal phosphate binding
Source: RefSeq, a predicted model, not a curated record